CUCAAAGGUUUCAGUCGCAGAUUCUGGCAGGGAAGUACGGAUCAUCGAGGGGUGCCUGGAAAGCCUGGCCGAGUGGUGACAUUAAUAGAGGACCCCGAGGGCUGUGUGUGGGGCGUUGCUUAUAAGUUGCCAUCAGGUCGAGAAAAAGAAGUGAAAGAGUAUCUGGACUACAGAGAGAAAGGCGGUUACGGGGUGAUCGCAGUUACAUUUCAUCCCAAAGAUGAAGGACACAAACCAAUGCAGGACACAUUGCUCUACAUCGGCUCCUGUGACAACCCAAAUUACCUUGGCCCAGCACCUUUGGAAACAAUCGCUCAGCAGAUUGUGAAGUCUGUAGGCCCCAGUGGCAAGAAUACAGACUACCUCUUUGAGCUCGCCGAUGCCAUCAGGCAACUAAUGCCUGAAGACCUAGAUGAUCACUUGUUCUCUUUGGAAAGUCUUGUGAAGGAGCUGCAGAAGCAGGAGAAGAUGAAGUGAUCUGAUAUAGUCUGCUUUGUCCUUAAUCUUCUGGAAAAACUCAGGAAUUGUCUUUUUUUUUUUUGUUCCUCAUAUAUAGAUUAUGAUAUCUGAUGUAUGCUAAAAGGGAUUACCUGAUAAAGCGUUAGAUAAGCAGUACUUAAACUACUGUUCUGUUUUUAAGUAGGUUGUUUAAUAUAUGGUAGUCUCUUGACAGAAUGUUUUAAUCUACACUUGAUUUUACAACGUGACAUUUCACAUAAUUUGUCUCGCGUUAAACCUUGAGAUACAAAUCAAGAACUUAAAUGGAUUUCAGUAUAUUGCACAUAAUAUAUAAUGUCAUUACGUCCAUGAAAAUGUAAAUGAAGGGACAAUUUAAUUUUCAGAGGCUGGUUUAUUUUACUCGGAAUACUUGAAUGUGUUACAAAGCUAUUUCCUAUUAUUUUAAAAGUUCCUUACCAUCCUAAUCUUCAAAUAAGCUAUAGCAAGGUGAAUCUCAUGAACAUAACAUGUUUAAGUCACCAAUUUACCCCCCAGAAAAAAAUAAAAUAAUUUGAAUAAACCAAAUUAAACAUGUUCUUGGAACCUUAAAGAAUUAUUUUGCAUUGUAUAACAUUUUAAUGACAUUUAACUGUUUUCCAACCAAAA
Molecule: messenger RNA, 1104 nt
Organism: Sinocyclocheilus rhinocerous
Lineage: Eukaryota; Metazoa; Chordata; Actinopteri; Cypriniformes; Cyprinidae
Product: putative glutathione-specific gamma-glutamylcyclotransferase 2
Exons: 3
Biological process (GO): glutathione catabolic process
Cellular component (GO): cytoplasm
Molecular function (GO): glutathione specific gamma-glutamylcyclotransferase activity
Source: RefSeq, a predicted model, not a curated record